AUGCUUCGCCGACUUUUAUCCAGUCCCUUGUCUAUGAAUGGAAAGGUGGAUGAAGAUUUGUAUGGUGCUGGUGAUGAACCAAAGGAAUAUUUUCUUUUAUCAAAAAUGCAACCUUUGCCUCCCGAAGACUUUGAUCAGGGAGAUUUACAAAAUUAUUGGUAUUCACAACCAAAUUUUGGGAAUAAUCAACAGCAUCAUCAACAAGGUUUUUCAACUGUGGCAAUAGAAAAUGAUGUUUAUUGGCCAAAUUUUAUUCCUCUUGACCAAUGCAAUAAUGGAAAUGCUUCUAAUAUUAUUACAAUUAAUUCAACAAGUUUACCUCCACCAACACAACCUCCUCAACAUUUAUUUUAUUCUACACCUCUGCAUAUUCCUUCAACAAAAAAUAUUUUGGAAGAAAAAAAUUUUCAAAAUGACGAUAAUUGUUAUAAAAAUAAUUUUGUUUUUGAAUCUACUCAAGGUUUUUUAAUUUAA
This is a messenger RNA of Meloidogyne enterolobii, 474 nucleotides long. The record is from the annotation of a GenBank genome assembly. NCBI's taxonomy places the organism in Eukaryota, Metazoa, Nematoda, Chromadorea, Rhabditida, Meloidogynidae.